GAUUAUAAGUUGCUUCGUGCUUGGAGGACUUAGAUCUGAGUUACACUAAUCUCUCAGUUCAAAUCUAGGAUAACUAAUUGCUUCAUUUUCAAAGAUUUCAUUUGUUGACAAAUAUGGUUCCAACACGAAUUCCUCCUCCUCCAUCCCUCACCCUUUCUGUUUUUGAAACGCCUCCUCCACCCCCCAGUAUACAUAGAGAAACAAGAGGAAAAGUGUGGGACCUGGUGGCUGCCAUUCUUCUCCCUUUCUCUUCUGUCAUUUUUUUUGUCUUGAUAUUUCUGGUGGUUUUGUCUCUUCGUCGACGAAUAUAUAGAGCUAAACAUAAGGAGGGAGAUCAAGAUCCAACCAAAAAUGGAGAUAUAUUCUCAAUAUGGAAUUUCAAUGGAAGGAUUGCAUAUGAGGACAUCAUUAUAGCAACCGAGGAUUUUGACAUCAAAUAUUGCAUUGGUACUGGUGGCUAUGGUAGUGUUUAUAAAACACAGUUGCCAAAUGGCAAAGUAGUUGCCUUAAAGAAACUUCAUCAAAGAGAAGCAGAGGAACCAGCUUUUGACAAGAGUUUUAGAAAUGAGGUUAAAGUGCUAACAGAAAUAAAACAUAGAAACAUUGUGAAGCUUUAUGGGUUUUGUUUGCACAGGCGAUGCAUGUUUUUGAUCUAUGAGUAUAUGAGCAGAGGAAGCUUGUCUUGUGUCCUUAGAACUGAUGAUGAAGUUGUGGAAUUGGAUUGGCUCAAAAGGGUGAACAUCAUCAAAAGCAUGUCACACGCUUUGUCUUACCUUCAUCAUGAUUGCACCCCACCCAUUCUUCAUCGAGACAUAUCAAGCAACAAUAUUCUUUUGAACUCAGAAUUGGAGGCUUUUGUUGCUGACUUUGGAAAUGCUAGGCUUUUGGAUCCUAAUUCAUCCAAUUGUACUAUACUUGCUGGCACUCAUGGUUAUAUUGCCCCAGAGCUUGCCUAUACAAUGGCUGUGACAGAGAAAUGUGAUGUUUAUAGUUUUGGGGUUGUGGCAUUAGAAGUAUUAAUGGGAAGACAUCCUCGAGAACUUCUGAUGGUAUCAGCGUCGUCGUCGUCGUCAUCAUCUUGUUUGCAAAAUGUGCUGCUAAGUGACAUAUUAGAUGUGCGUCUAUCCCCUCCAAGAACUAGAAAUCUUACCCAGAAUAUUGUGGUUGCUGCUACGCUUGCAUUUGCUUGUGUGCAUGCAAAACCCAAGUACAGGCCAACAAUGAAAUUUGUGUCUCAACAAUUUGUUGCCCGCCAAAAACCACUUUGGAAGCCUUUUCCAACUAUUUCUCUGUUGGAACUGAUCAAUAGUGAAUUGGAGAUGAAAAAUGGAAUAGAAUCUCAACCAAAAGUUUCUAGUCAUCCAGUCAAGUAUCAUGGUUCUUCUUCAAAUGAAAUUCUUGAUGUCUAAUUCUGGGAAUCAAAAGACUACUUUGUUUUCAUAAGGAUUGUCAAUAAAAUAACUUCCUCCUUUGGUUACUGAAAGAAGCAUCCGUAACGUAUGUGUAGCUAAUAAAUAUUUUACUUUUUA
This is a messenger RNA of Rubroshorea leprosula, 1529 nucleotides long. The record is from the annotation of a GenBank genome assembly. Lineage: Eukaryota; Viridiplantae; Streptophyta; Magnoliopsida; Malvales; Dipterocarpaceae.